Molecule: messenger RNA, 1797 nt
Organism: Ordospora pajunii
Lineage: Eukaryota; Fungi; Microsporidia; Ordosporidae
Product: ABC-2 type transporter
Exons: 1
Coding region: 1-1797 (598 amino acids)
Biological process (GO): transmembrane transport
Cellular component (GO): membrane
Molecular function (GO): ATP binding; ATP hydrolysis activity; ABC-type transporter activity
Source: RefSeq, a predicted model, not a curated record
AUGAAUCCAGGCAGCAGCCAGGUAGAGGUUGUUUGGAGGGACAUGACUGUUGAGUCUGCAGAUGGGCAGUCCGAGCAAAGCGUCAUAGUGAACAGGGUGCAUGGUAAAAUUGCGCCAUACACAAUGGUUGCUCUUAUUGGGCCGAGCGGAGCAGGAAAAACAACGAUGCUGAAUUCAAUCACAGGUAAGUCAAGAGAAGGGCUGAGAGUGUCUGGAGAGCUGUUACUCAACGGCAACUUUGUUGAUCCUAGAGUGUGGGAGCAUGCUGUUGGGUUUGUUGGCGAGCAUCUGUAUGAAUAUGAAACACAGACGGUCAAGGAGACGUUGAGUUUUGCAACCACGAUGAUGCGUGGAGGCACAUGCGAUGAGAUUGAUGCGGGCGUUUAUGAGUUGGCACAGACUCUUGGCCUUAUAAAGACACUGGACACACGCAUUGGAUUGAUAUCAACGGGGGAAAAGGCAAGGCUGUCGUUGGGCAUAGCGCUUAUCAAGAGGCCGGCGAUACUUAUCAUAGACGAGAUCAUGAACGAUCUUGACCAGUCCACAGCCGUCCAUAUUCUGGAAAUACUGCAUGAAAUAAAGCAGCAAGGAAAGGGGAUUAUGAUUGCAUUCCAGAAGGUUCCGUGUGAUGUUCUUGAGUUUUUUGAUAGCAUUAUGAUGAUUUGCCAGGGAGAAAUUGUGUUCAGCGGAGGUGUAAAUGAGUGCCUGAGGUUCUUUGCAUCGCGAGGAUACCGUCCUGGGGAGUUGCAGAAUGUUUCUGAGUUUCUGGGUAGUGUUCUUACGGUGAAUGUAUCGGAUGUGGUGUCUGAGGAAUCUGAGCAGCAAAGAAUCGAGGCAAUGAAGAGAUGCUGGAAGCAGGUAGAGCCUCCUGUUGUGUCGUCGAUUAUAGCACAGAUUGAUUGCCCGGUUGUGUUUGACAGGACGCUGCAGAAGUUCAUGAUGAUAUUCCGACGGAACAUACUUGACUUUUUCAGAAAGACGGAGUUUUUGAAGAUUGUUGGCGUCCAGAAGAUGACCACACUGGUGAUGCUUGUCUUUGUGUACUUCCGACUUGAUUACACACAGAACGGCAUAAGAGACAGGUUUGGCAUUUUGUCGUUUAUUGUGAUCAACUGCUUUGAAAAGACGGUUACUGUGUCGAUCAUGGUGUUUGAGGCGCAUAGAAAGGUGAUUAAGAGGGAGAUAUGUACGGGUAUGUAUGGAACAACGGUAUCCUACUUUGCAAUGCUUGUGUCGAGCUUUACGACAUCUGGGCUCUCGAACCUUGCAUACACAGCUGUGGUUUACUGGAUGGUUGGCCUGAACCCAAGGUUUGACAGGUUUGUGUUUUUUCUUGUGAUUCUAAUUGCAGCGCUGGUGUUUUCGAUAUCGUUUGCAAUGCUUGUCGCACUGAACACCAAGACGCAUGUGCAAGCACAGAUACUGGGCUCAACAAUCAUCACGUCGUUUGUGAUUUUUGGCGGGACAUUUGUGAAUCCGGACACGAUUCCUGGGUUUAUACGGUGGGCAAUAUGGCUAUCUCCAAUAUACUAUGCGUUUGAGGCGAUGCUGCAGAACCAGUUCAAGGGAAUGCUGUUUGAGUGCGACCUUUCCGGAAGGGAAUGCAUGCCUGAUGGAGAUCAGGCGCUGCAGUUCUAUGGGUUCAAGAGGAUUGGUACGGGGCUGUCCACAGGCAUUCUGUUUCUAUCCACCGCUGUGUGUGUUCUUCUUGGCGUUGCAUCGAUGAGGACUGUGAUCAAGCCGAGGAUUGGGGAGAAGGACUUUGAAAACAGAUCUGAGAUGGCAGGAAGGAUUUAG